Cotesia glomerata is the source of this 613-nucleotide messenger RNA. RefSeq lists its product as uncharacterized. Bases 47 to 613 code for a protein of 188 amino acids. The transcript has a single exon. Lineage: Eukaryota; Metazoa; Arthropoda; Insecta; Hymenoptera; Braconidae. The record is from RefSeq and is a predicted model, not a curated record.
UUAUAAAAAAUUCUAAAGAGUGUUGGCCCUCCUAAUAAAUUAAUAAAUGACUAUUUAUCAGGUUCUUUUUGGAUUGGGACUGCCAAUGGAGUCGGAAGUCUCGGUAAUACUGGGAUACGUACUAAAGUGCAACUACAAUUUGCCUUACAACUCGUCAUCGUUUUCAGGCCCCACUUACUUAAACAGGCACCAAAGAGAUGCGUACAAUAAUAAUGACAAUGAUAAUAGUGGAAAAAUAACAAGAGAAAGGAAUAAGAAUAAUGUAAAAAGUUUUAAAAUAAAAUCACAACAAUCACUAUCUCGAUGGGAUUUAUAUCGUAUUUUAGAGUCUGCUCUCGGGAGUUUCGGCUCGCCAGGAAAAGUAUGCUUACUUCGCGCUGUCUGCGAAGCUGCAGAACUUCCUUUUGAUCGAAGUCACGGAUUACUUGGCGAGCUUUUACAUACUUUCCUCUCUCCAUCCAGUACUUCUGAAUACCCAGACGUAUACGAGGAUCGUCAAUAUCUCACCGCUGAAAACAUCGGCAAAAAUAGUCUAAAUAAACAGUCAAAAGGUCAAUGCAAAUCUUUUUUCCCUGAGUGCAUUUACAGUCCAUUAGACUACUUUACUUUGUAA